Messenger RNA from Loa loa (African eye worm), 948 nucleotides. Its product is annotated as deoxyribonuclease II family protein. The record is from RefSeq and is a predicted model, not a curated record. Lineage: Eukaryota; Metazoa; Nematoda; Chromadorea; Rhabditida; Onchocercidae. The transcript has 7 exons. Gene Ontology annotation, biological process: apoptotic DNA fragmentation. Bases 1 to 948 code for a protein of 315 amino acids. Gene Ontology annotation, molecular function: deoxyribonuclease II activity.
AUGAUUUUUAAAAUAACUGUAUUGUUAUUAAUAGCUACAAUAAGUGAUAUUAUUAAAGCUCAAUUUUUCUGCAAAAAUCGUCACGGAAAGCGUGUUGAUUGGUUUGUCGGAUAUAAACAGCCCAAAAAUAAAUCACAGAUAUAUCCAGGUGCAACAUUUCAUUAUGCUGACCAAGAUUCCACAGAGUGGGGUUCAGCAGAAAACUUGAAAUCACCGAAGAAUGCUAUUGCUAAACCGUUUUAUUUCUUUUACAAUGAUCAGAAACCGAAUAAAGAAAGCAGAAGUCAUGGAAAUCAUGCACAUGCAAAAGGUGUCGCUAUUUUUGGUGACACUUCUGGCUUUUGGCUCAUUCAUAGUGUGCCUAAAUUUCCGUCACUCAAACAUUAUUUUUACGCUCAAAAUGGUGAAAUUUAUGGGCAAUCAUUUAUGUGUGUCACAUUGAAAACGACAUCUAUCGAAAUAUUUGCAGAAGCGAUGAAAUAUAUUUAUCCAGCAGUAUACGGUAUGAAUGUGCCUAAAACUUUUUUGGCUCGUUUUCCAUUCUUGAAUGAUUUGAAGCAAUUGAAAAAGAAAAAUAUUGCUAAUACAUCGUUGAUGAAGAAUUUCAAGUCCAAUGAUGGCAUGAUUUUCUAUAAUUUCGCAAAAAGUGAUAAAUAUAAGAAAGAUCUUUAUUCGGAUAUGAUAGCAAGACAAAUGAAAGUAUCACUUUUCACUGAAACAUGGAUGAACGGUGGUGCGAAAGAUUUAGAUUCGGAUUGUUCAACUGCAUAUAAAGUAAUGAAUGUUAUGGAAUUGAAUGUCGCAGGUAACAAAUUUGCCAAUAAAAAUGAUCAUUCAAAGUGGGCUAUUGCUGAAAACGAAACGAAACCACUUGUAUGUGUUGGUGACAUUAAUAGACAGGAAUCACAAAAAAACGUGGAGGUGGAGCGGUAUGUUUCGAGAGUGUGA